UUUAAACCACACACACACACACACACACACACACACACACACACACACACACACACGUGUGUGUGGGUUUCAUCAGACAUGGGGUGGGUUGAUUGUUGUGAGACUAUAGAAACUCCUUGCAGAAAUAUAUCUACAAAAAGCUUCACAUUGAAUCUUUCAUCACAUACACAUGCCAGACAUUUACAGUCCUCAUCCGUCCAUCCAUCCCCCUCUUCUUCUUUUUUUUUUGCUGGCAUGUGUAUGUAAUGAUGAAAUGUAUAAAUCCAUCUCAUCCCUGGAGUCCAGUCUACCCCACAACACACACACACACACACACACACACACACACACACAAACUCACUCUACCGGAGCAGCGCAAGAACAGGUGCGGUUUCUUUUCUUUUUAAAUGUAUGCGUAAAAAACAAUUCCUCUGAGCGCACUGUCUCCUAAACAGAUUACACACAUGCGACGGAACGAAGAACCCCCCCUCCCCCCACACACACACACACGCGCGUGCGCACAGCGUCGCAUCACGCCAUCGGAAUCUCCGCCAGCUGCGCAGACUCAGCAGCCCCUCACACCGUCACAUCAGGGCUUUCCGUCGGACUGCGCUGAUUUACUCGACUUAUUUAUUUAAUACCUCGUUAUUUAAUACACACCGAUUCAAGACAAGUCGCUCGCACACGCGGAUCGACCUCAACCAAUGCACCUGUCUUCCUGACCGACUUGAAGCGACAGCCCUGACCUGGAUAACGUCUGUGCCUCUCCCGGCAGAAGGACUCGCACAUCCGCCAGCGGACAGACGCCUGCGGCUCCAACAGCAGAGUGCGACGCUGCAUCCACACACCACCCUCCCUCAUCUUCCCCUGUCACUUCUGACAUGGCAGACCACAGCCUCACGUCGCCGUCUCGGACGCCGCUGCGCUCCCCCAACGCCUCCCUCAGCCUCUCCUUCCCCUUCCUGAGGGAGAGGAGCCACAUAUGGGAGGAGGGGAAAGAGCAGCCGCUGCCUCGGGAUUUGCCAAGUCCGUUGCCAACCAAGCGCAACCGCACCUACUCCGCUACCGUACGUGCUCAAUCGGGUCCCGUGUUCAAGGGGGUGUGCAAGAACUUCUCCAGGUCACAAGGUCACGGCUUCCUCCGACCCUCCCGCGGUGGCGAGGACAUCUUCGUUCACAUCUCAGACAUCGAGGGGGAGUACGUCCCGGUAGAGGGCGACGAGGUCACGUACAAAGUGAGCCGCGUGCCUCCCAAGAACCUGAAGGUGCAGGCGGUGGAGGUGAAGAUCAUACAUCUCAACCCGGGGAGCAAACACGAGACCUGGUCCGGCCAGAUCAUCAGCUCGACGACCUGAACUCUGGGCCUGGUUGGUCGCGCAGGGCCGCGUGGGGGGGGGGGGGGGGACGGACCCGUCAUCGGACUGAUAACUUACACUCUGUGCUAAAAUCCUUUCUUUAAAAACACGUUUUAUCUACACAGCAAAUGGUAACUCAUGUGUCGCUCACGCGUCGUCACUCGCAGAGCGGAUGCACAGUUCAACGCUGUCCGCCGCUCUGAGGAACUUGCUGUGUAUGUAAGACUGACCAUGUAUUCACUGUACGGAAAAAGACACAUUUUGUUUAUUUCUUUCUCUUUUUGUCAUGACAGCAGGAAUAAAAGUCAGAUUUGAGGGUAGAGUGACCGGUGUAGGAUGAAACCGGAGAAAGGCUUUUAGGCCUCAUUGUUCAGAACGAUUAGCCCUGUAAAGUGUUACAAAAAACUAGUAAGAAAGGACAUGACUAUGUUGCAGGUCUGCAGAAUGAGGUAUGAGGAAGGAGAGAAGGAGAGAAGGAGAGAAGGCUGAGUUCAGCUUGACUUCCCUUCUUUACUUUACAUGUUGGGUCAGAUUAUCACUGCCAGAUAAAAAAAAAAAAGACUGAGUUCAAGAGCAGAGAUAACGGAAGUAAGAGCAAGUCGUUGAGGGAAUUGAAGUGGAAGAGUUGAAGUGGAAGAGUUUUGAAGGAUUGUUGAGUGAAAGGAAGUAGACGUGUCAGGUUGACGGCAGUAAAUCAGUUAAAAUCAACACAUAGAUCAAUAUCUCCAAAUAUGAAUAGUUCUAUGUUUGCACCCUGGACAGGACGUUGUGUUGUCUCCCUUUGGCACCAGUUUAGAAACAUACAGGACAAGAAGAAGAUGAUUAUGUGUGGAGUGAGCUCUAAGUUAUGAAUUAAGUUUGUCUUCGACAGGAAAAGCAUGAAAGGAGUAAAAAACGUGACACACUUUACUGUGAAUGGAAAGCGAUUACAAGUAUUUUCCUGGUAAACACAUAUCCUUGGUUGUGUGUCUUGUGAGUAGUUAUUUAUUUUAAUAAUGUAUUUAUUUAAUCAGAUGUGUGUGUGUGUGAGACCUUAGAUUGCGAGCUCUCUAUUUCAGUCAAAGCUUGCGCUUCAGAAAAAUAGAAAUUUCCAAAAUGAAAACUGCCAGAAAAACUUCGAUCAACAUCACUGUCAGGUUUUUCCAAAAUUUGUGGAGUUGUUUGAAACAUUUUCAUUUUGAAAACAUCGUGGGCCAGAUAUUGCUGAUAAAAAAAUAAUAAUUUGUAAAUCUCUUUUUCUAUUAUCAGAAAAAAACAUGUAUCUGUGUGUUUAUCAAGUGAUGGUGAACUCCAUGACUUCGUAGUGAUCAUAGAUCAUCCACACAUCAACGCUGGUGGUAGUUAUUAAUUUUCUAUUCUGUCUGAUCCAGAGAGUCUCUUUGCAUCUCGUCUGUCUGUCAGUGUCACUGCCUGAACUUGUUCAACCUAAUUUUGGAUUUAUUUAAGGGCACUUUAAUUUGUGGACGAGCCACGGUGGUGGUGAUCCCCACGAUCACGUCUACUGAGCCUUGAAAGAACAUUAAAGCAUUUUAUGAUUCACGUGUC
Pseudoliparis swirei is the source of this 2879-nucleotide messenger RNA. It is a transcript of the gene csdc2b, whose product is annotated as cold shock domain containing C2, RNA binding b. The record is from RefSeq and is a predicted model, not a curated record. Gene Ontology annotation, biological process: regulation of mRNA stability. Lineage: Eukaryota; Metazoa; Chordata; Actinopteri; Perciformes; Liparidae. The transcript is spliced from 4 exons. Gene Ontology annotation, molecular function: mRNA 3'-UTR binding. Gene Ontology annotation, cellular component: cytoplasm. Bases 861 to 1334 code for a protein of 157 amino acids.